Molecule: messenger RNA, 4821 nt
Organism: Silurus meridionalis
Lineage: Eukaryota; Metazoa; Chordata; Actinopteri; Siluriformes; Siluridae
Gene: larp1
Product: La ribonucleoprotein 1, translational regulator
Exons: 19
Coding region: 265-3210 (981 amino acids)
Biological process (GO): mRNA stabilization; positive regulation of translation
Cellular component (GO): cytosol; cytoplasmic stress granule
Molecular function (GO): RNA cap binding
Source: RefSeq, a predicted model, not a curated record
GCGGUGCUGCGUGCGCGCUCCAGAGCGGCUGUCGCGUGGUGCUGAUCUGUGAGGGAGCUGCAGGCCGAGAGGAGCAGCGCGCGCGGUCCGGAUCAAACUCACUGCACCGCAGGUCCAGGAUUCAAGGAGAAUCCGCCAUUGUGCGGCUCUGAGCUACGACCAGAGGAGACCAGAGGAGCAGUGCUGAGGGACACACAGCAGAGGAACGUUUUCAGGAUCCAUCUGGAGAGCACAUUCACGUCGGGUGAAAGGAGGAACGGAGACAUGGCCACUCAGGUGGAGACACUCCUGCACACCACCACCAACACCACCAGCCCGACCCUGCACCAGCAGGACCUCCAGCAGGACCUACAACCUCCCAUCACCCCGGAGACGAGCCCCAAGCAGGCCGGGAAGGAGAACACCCUGCAGGAGAACGAGAACUUGGUGGAGAAGAAGGAGUUCAAAGAGGCGCCUCCGCCCAAAGUCAACCCCUGGACCAAGAAGCUGAACUCGGUGACCGUGAACGGACAGAGCGCACCUGAGCAAACUGGACCAGCAAAGGUGGUGAGAGCGGGAAACCCCCGACCCAGGAGAGGAGGAAAGGUUGGAGAUUUCGGAGAUGCGACCAACUGGCCGACACCUGGAGAAAUUGCGACCAAGGAAGUGCAGGGCUGCAAGAAGACUUCAGUGAAAAAGGAGUCUAAAGAGAAAAGGGACAACGAGGAGACUAAAGAGAACCAGAAGACCAAAUCAGACGAUUCAGGAGAGGAGAAGAAUGGAGAGGAGGACUCUCACAAGAACAGUGCUCACAGGAAGAAAGCAGGAAAUAAACAUAAGUGGGUUCCUCUAAUGAUCGAGGUAAAGUCUGAGGGACCACGAGAGCGCUCAGCCUCCAGGAACAACGCACGCCAGGGAGAAACUCCCAGAAUGCACCACAACAACAGGAAUGACCUCAGAGACUGGCACAGUGGAAAAUAUGAGCGUGAUCAGUUCCGAGACGAUCAUGAUGAGGUUUCGAGUGUGAAGAGUGAGGGAGCCCCGUUCAGAGGAGGGUUUCGAGGACGAGGAAGAGGACGGGGACGUGGACGGGGACGUGGUCGGGGAGGAAGAGGUCAUUAUGACUAUCAAUAUGGCUACAAGUAUGAGGGGAAGGACGGCAUAUUCGACCCAAAAUACGCUCAGUCAGUGACUUACUACUAUGACAGCAUGAGCAGUGCUGAACUGUACAGUGUGGACCAGGACCUGCUCAAAGAAUACAUCAAGAGACAGAUUGAGUACUACUUCAGUGUGGGGAAUUUGGAACGAGAUUUUUUUCUCAGGAGGAAAAUGGAUGAAGAAGGUUUCCUGCCUGUAGCCCUGAUUGCUAGCUUCCACCGUGUUCAAGCACUCACCACUGACAUCCAACUCAUCACUGAGGCUCUAAAGGACAGUAAGGAGGUAGAGAUUAUUGAUCUGAAGAUCAGGUGUAAAGAGGAACCGGGGAAAUGGCCUCUUCCAGGAUUAGCGUUUCCUGAACACACACACACCGACUUUUCCCAACUCAUCAACUGUCCUGAGUUCAUCCCCCGCAAAUCAGGAGACACAGGAUCGUUCCGUGUUCUGUCUGCAACUGAGCAGAAGCAGGAUGAAGUGUGUAACCUGAAGACGAUGCCAAAGGGUUUAUCAGCGAGUCUCCCUGACCUCGACUCUGAGUGCUGGAUAGAAGUGAAGAAACGUCCGCGCCCCUCCCCCGCCAGACCCAAAAAGUCGGAGGAUCCUCGGAGUGUUCUUGCUGCAGGAGAUCAGGACGAGCCUGAGGAGCUGGACUUCUUGUUUGAUGAGGAGAUGGAGGCGAUGGACGGGAGAAGAAACACCUUCACCGAGUGGACAGAUGACGAGUCAGACGGAGAGAUCGAUGAUCACGACGUUAACAAGAUCCUGAUUGUGACUCAGACGCCGCCGUACCUGCGUAAACAUCCCGGGGGAGACCGCACGGGCAACCACGUGUCUCGCUCCAAACUCACUAACGAGCUCGUUAAGGUCAUCAACGACGGCCUGUUCUACUACGAGCAGGACCUGUGGCAAGACACGUACGAGCCAGAGUACGCCACCAUCAAGCAAGAAGUGGAGAACUUUAAGAAGGUUCACCUGAUCAGCCGGGAGCAGUUUGACUGUUUGACCCCUGAACCCCCAAUCGACCCCAACCAGGAAGUGCCACCCUGUCCGCCCCGCCCUCAACACAUUCCUACAGAUGACCUGGCGAAUAAACUGUUUGGAGCUCCGGAGCGUUCUGUGAUGGCGCGCUCUCUCCCCACCGCCGUGCCCGACUCUCCCGGAUACAGAGCACCACACACACCUCACACACCUCGCACACCACGCUGCAAACACAACACACACACACCUCGCUUCUACCCAGUCAUCAAGGAUGGCCGGCCUGUGGACGCCAAGACACCACGUAAACGGAAGACACGUCACAGCUCGAACCCACCAAUGGAGUGUCACGUGGGUUGGGUGAUGGACUCACGAGAACAUCGAUCAAGGACUGCAUCCAUGAGCUCUAACACAAGUCCAUCUGAAGGCACAGCAGCGUUGGGGAACAUCGGCUGCACUCCUCAAUCUCUUCCAAAAUUUCAGCAUCCAUCACACGAGCUGCUGAAGGAGAACGGCUUCACACAACACGUCUACCACAAAUACAGACGACGCUGUCUCAACGAGCGUAAGAGGUUAGGAAUUGGUCAGUCUCAGGAGAUGAACACACUCUUUCGUUUCUGGUCAUUCUUCCUGCGUGAUCACUUUAAUAAGAAGAUGUACGAGGAGUUCAGGCAGCUGGGAGUCGAGGAUGCAAAGGAGGGUUACAGGUACGGGUUGGAGUGUCUGUUCCGGUAUUACAGUUAUGGGCUGGAGAGAAAGUUCAGACCUGAAAUCUUCAAAGACUUCCAAGAAGAAACCAUUAAAGAUUAUGAAGCAGGUCAGCUGUAUGGUCUGGAGAAGUUCUGGGCUUUUCUCAAAUACUCUAAAGCUAAGAAUCUGGAGAUCGACUCCAAACUGCAGGAGCACCUGCGCAACUUCAGACGUCUGGAGGACUUCAGAGUUGAUCCUCCGAUGGAUGAAGGUCGUAAGCGUCACUCCUCCAGUGGUGAUGGACGGCGCCGUCACGUGUCUCAGUCGUCCUCUCGCCACACCCACACGUCUGACCACGCCCAGGAGCCGAAGUCAUGCCCCGCCCCUGCUGCUGUCCUCGGCCAGUGAUUGGCUGAAACCGACACGCCUUCCUCACUAUUACCUGCCCAUUACCCAUAAUCCUCUGGGGUCCAGCCGCUCCCGCACGCGUUCCUCACGGCCUGAGUGUCGGAGUGGAGGACGAAUCGAGCGCUUCCCUUCAGAUAUCAUUUCUUUUUUACAUUUUUACACCUGAGAAUCUGCUGAAGGGAAACUUCAUUUUUAUUCUCGUCAUUUCUUUAGUUUUAUUUGGACAUCAACCUCAGUGUGACCUUUAACCUUUCCAGCCCAAAUCCUGUAUGAUUGGCUGAGAUUGGUGGUGAUGAUUUUGUUUUGGGUUUGAACUUCCUGUUUUUGGGAUUCGGUUUGCUGUUAGAUGAAGAGGGAUGAAGACUGAAAGUUGAAGCAAAACUUCACCGUUUCUCAUCACUCCUUUUUUUUCCACAGUUGCCUUAUUUUACUCCGUUUUUCUGCUUAUUGUGUGCUGGAGACGUGAACCGCCCCGACGCCCGCCCAUGCCCCCUCCCCCAGCCCCACCCCACCGUGUCCUUGCCCGCGUCUCCCCGUCUUCCAUGAGCUCUGUUCUGGACCGAACACGGCCUCGGUGUCUGUGUUCACACUCAGCGUCUCUACUUCACUAUUACUUGAAGAACGAGAGAAGAGGAGCAGCUGAACAUUUGAUCAUGCUGCAGGUGCUCUAGGACUUUAACACACACACACACACACACACACACACACACACACACACACCAUGGAGGAAUGGGGGGAGGAGAGGAAAAAAACUUUAAUCACAAUUCCAGAGAUCAAUUCAGAGACACUGGAAGCCACGCCCCCUUUUGCCUGAUGGACAGGUGGAGAAAUGAACUGAGAGAUAACUCCGCCCCUCUAACCUGGACACCUCUCCUUUAUCCUGAAAGAAAAUGUGGCUUGGGGGCGGAGAUCAGAACACGCCCCUGUAUUCUCUAAUUGCAGAUUAUAUAUUCACCUUAUACGUGUACAAUAUUUUUAGUUUUAUUGUCCUGAUUAUUUUUUUAACACAUUUUAAUUUUGCUGUAUUGUAGCUACGCUAAAGUUUCAGUGCCGUGCGAGAGAAAUAGGAACAAGAUAUAAAGAGGAAAUAACCGCAACUCACACAAUAAACAUUAAUUAUAGACUUAAUUGGUUAACGAGCUCGUUAUUGAGCAACAUGCAUCUCUUGGAUGAAACGGAUGUUUUCUGUUAUAAAUUAGCUCGUUGUUGCGGAAUUGGUGAGUGAGGAAGAAGAGAAGUUUUAAACUCAAACUUUCAUUUUUUUCUUUUUAUUUGAACCCCAGUGGGAGACGACGUUUCUGUUUCGGGACGAUAAACCGUGAUCUGGAUAUUAACAGCAUUAUUCCAUAAAGACAUAAAUAUUCCAAAUAAACCGCUGUGUAAAGGUGUUUAAAUGUUCAAGUUCAUCACCAUUCUGCUCCUGGGCUCGUGAAAAUGAAGAGGAAAAAAAAAAAAAACGAACAAAAAACCUAAAUGUAAAAUACUUGAAUGAUUGUGUAUAAGUGAAUAUUCGCUCUGUAGGCUGCUGUGAUUGGCUUAGUGUCAUUUGUAAUUUGUAGUAAUUUUGCUUUUCCUUGAUGAAUAAAAAAAAAUAUAUAAAAUGGACAAAAA